AUGGCUCCUCCAGAAGCAACACAGAACACGCCGCUCGCACCGUCGGUAGAAAAGGCCUACUACAGAAAGUGCAUCGAGCUGAAGCGUCGCUUGAACGACGUCGAAGAAGCCAACGAUGCCGCCCGUCAACGCAAGGCUCGUCUCAACAGAGCCAUCAUGAAGAUGCGCCUCGAACGCGCCUUCUUGCUUGAACAACUCGCAAAACGUCUUCAAAACACAACCGACGGUCCCGACAAGGCUGCUGCAACCAACAACGCGAACAGCGACUAG
Aureobasidium musti is the source of this 270-nucleotide messenger RNA. Lineage: Eukaryota; Fungi; Ascomycota; Dothideomycetes; Dothideales; Saccotheciaceae. The record is from the annotation of a GenBank genome assembly.